This is a messenger RNA of Aspergillus versicolor CBS 583.65, 2257 nucleotides long. Its product is annotated as CRAL-TRIO domain-containing protein. The record is from RefSeq and is a predicted model, not a curated record. The transcript has 4 exons. Bases 366 to 2141 code for a protein of 591 amino acids. NCBI's taxonomy places the organism in Eukaryota, Fungi, Ascomycota, Eurotiomycetes, Eurotiales, Aspergillaceae.
ACUCUUCCGGCAGAAAACAGACGUCUUCGUCUGCCUGUCCAAUAACGACGUCGAUGAUCGAAUACCUGGAGCCAGGCCAAUUUAACAGCUCUGGUGCAAUGGCGCAGGUUCCAGUCGCCAGGGUCAAUGGAGAGCCACUAAACUCGGUUAGGCCAACCGCGCGCUGCUAAGUCUUCCGUCGUUCCUCCGCUGCCUCCCGGGGCCUGAUCGCUUCGCUCCCCGCAUCGAUUUCCCCCCAGUUAACCUUUUCCAGGGGCGUGUGGCUUUGAUAUUAGGUUCCUAAGCACGCGAACACAUUUUCCAUCACUUGUUUCUUUCCCGUCCAUACCUACACCUUUCCCUACCAGCCGCUCUGCAGGGAGCACAUGCAUACUUCUUUGCUGUAUCGCCGCGCCUACCAUUCCUCGGCCACGUCGAUCAAAUCUGCUUCUUAUCUGCUCGUCUUUCCCUCGCGAAGUGCUCAGAUCUUCACCCCGUCAUCUCGUCUUUGUUUCAGCUCGUCUUCGCCGCGCUCCAUCCCACAUCGACGUCCAUUCUCCACUUCCCCAUUCCAGGAACCUCGGAAGGCCUCGACUGGCUGGGCGAUCACGUUCACAGUUCUUCUUGUCUGUGGAGGAGUCUGGCUACAGGAUAAAUAUCGUGCCUUCAGAUCCGAAUCACCUCAAUUGACCGCCCCCGAACCCAAGUUGCUUGAAGAACAAGACAUCUUUCUCGGCGUAAUCGACACCCUCAAGACCAUGUCUACCGAAGCCGCCCCCGGAACCGUGGGCAACCUCACCCCGGAACAAGAGGUCAAGCUUCAGGAGUUCUACGUCCUCUUGUUCAAGGUGUGUGGUGUCCAGACGGACGGCAUUGAAGAAACCGAAGAGCGUCCUCCUAGUCCCGUACAAGAAAAGAAGCCACCACCCAAGAAAAGAUGGACGUUGUGGGGUGGCUCUCAGGAACCGGAGCCCGCAUCAACGAGUAGCGCUACAACCGGACUCGCUUCACUCAGUAUCACUGAUGGAGAUGACAAGUUCGGCACGUCGAAGGAGUUCCAGCAGGCUCUUGCCGAGAUCAAACCCGAGGACCUGCGGACUGCGUUCUGGAACAUGGUCAAGCAGGAUAACCCGGAUAGCUUGUUACUGCGUUUCUUACGGGCACGGAAGUGGGACGUAAAGAAAGGGCUGAUGAUGUUGAUUUCAACUAUCCGCUGGAGAUUGCAAGAUGCAAAGGUGGACGAAGACAUCAUGGUCAAUGGCGAACAUCUUGCUUUGGAACAGCUCAAGAGCAAGGAUCCUGCCGAGAAAAAGAAGGGCGAAGAUUUCAUGAAGCAAUUCCGCCUAGGCAAGAGUUUCCUUCACGGUGUCGAUAAGAAUGGUCGCCCGAUCUGCUAUGUUCGAGUCCGCUUGCACCGUGCUGGCGAUCAGAACACUGAUGCUCUGGACCGAUUUACUGUGUAUACCAUUGAAACUGCACGGAUGAUGCUUGCUCCUCCAGUUGAAACUGCUUGUGUCAUUUUCGAUAUGACGGACUUUGCACUUGCAAACAUGGACUACCACCCCGUUAAAUUCAUGAUUAAGUGCUUUGAGGCCAACUAUCCAGAGUCCUUGGGAGUAGUACUCAUCCACAAAGCUCCUUGGAUCUUCUCCAGUAUCUGGAACGUUAUCAAGGGCUGGCUUGACCCCGUCGUCGCUGCAAAGAUCCAAUUCACCAAGAACGCCGAUGAACUCGAGCAAUUCAUCCCCAAGUCACGCAUCAUCAAGGAGCUCGAGGGUGACGAAAACUGGGAAUAUAAAUACGUUGAGCCCAAGGAGGGCGAGAACGAAAAGAUCAAGGAUACCGCCAAACGCGAUGAACUACUUGCCGAGCGCCAAAAGCUCGCCAAGGAGGUCGAAGAGCUGACAGUCUCUUGGAUCGUCGCCGCCAGAAAGAAGGAGGAAAGCAACACCAAGGAGAUCACUGAGAAGAGAAACGACCUCAUUGAGCGUCUACGCACCCAGUACUGGCAAAUGGAUCCUUACGUCCGUUGCACCGGUCUAUAUGACCGACUAAACAUCCUCCAGGGCGGCGGGAAGAUCGAAUUCUACCCCGAGUCUACUAAGGAGAAUGAGGCUCCUAAGGGAAACGGAACUAAUGGCGAGGCUACGAAGGCCGAGUGAGAUAGGUCGUCAAGGAAAUAGCAUCGUUGCUUGUCCUUAUUUUUAUUUCAUUGGAAUGUCAUUAAUAGAGAGCUGUCUUGGCUGUUUCUCCAUCAUGUUGCCUUUUGUUCCUGUAC